CCUCCAAAAUGAGUCCGAAGAAAACCAAAGGAAGAAAAAAAAUUAACUUGAAAAAAAAAGUUGAGAAAUACCAAGACCGAAUGGUAACAUACUCGAGACGCCAAAAAGGGACCAACACUAAGCUCAGCGAGCUUUCCCUUCUAUGUGGCGCUGAUGUCGGGUUUCUUGUAAUUUCCUGCACCGGGAAACCGUACACAUUCGGCAACCCUUCCUUUGAAGCUGUUGCGAAACGGUUUCUCAAUGGUGAGGGAUCCUCAUUGUUACAACAAGAUGCUCAGCAUAAAAUGAAGAUGGAAGAACUCUACAAAGUCUACAACAGUCUUGUAGAGAAGAUUGCUGCAGAGGAAAAGAAAUUAAUGAUGGCGAAGGCGGAGGCAUUACCGUUCGAGAGCAACGCAUGGUGGAAAAUUGAUCCGGCAAAGGUAAAAGAAGAGAAAGUCGCAAAGCAGUUGCUUGAGAAGUAUGAAGAGCUUUAUGAGAAACUGCAUAAGGAGAUUGCUGCAAGGAACCAUGGAGGAGGUGUACCGUAGAUUUGAAUUGUGGAUCAUUUGUUCCAUUCGUGAUCCCUAAAAGUUAUGUAUUUUUAAAGAAUAAUUACCACAUUGGUGAAAUCCACCGGAAUAAAAGAAAUUAUGUUUUUAUAUAUAUAAACUAUGAAUAUUUAAUGUGUUUUUAGACCUUUUAUUCCUAAAACAAUCAGUUGCAUGGAAGAGUUCAUUAGUAACAAUGUCUUCAAUUUUCUGAAUACCAGAUUUGUUGAUGUGUUUCGUUAAAAAUUCUAUUUAAAAGUCCAACGAAACCUCAAGAAACAAUGUCACCAAAGAGGUAGUGGCUUAGUGGUAAAAGAUGGUUAGUUUCCUUGUGCACCAGUUCAAACUCUCCUUAGCACGGAGGCAUAUUUUGAAAAUCGAAAUAUUCAAAAACUAAUGUAUAUUAAUGAGCUAAAGGUAUAUAUAGGCACUU
Arabidopsis lyrata subsp. lyrata is the source of this 963-nucleotide messenger RNA. Its product is annotated as agamous-like MADS-box protein AGL61. The record is from RefSeq and is a predicted model, not a curated record. The coding region runs from base 9 to 530 and encodes 173 amino acids. Lineage: Eukaryota; Viridiplantae; Streptophyta; Magnoliopsida; Brassicales; Brassicaceae. Gene Ontology annotation, molecular function: RNA polymerase II cis-regulatory region sequence-specific DNA binding; protein dimerization activity; DNA-binding transcription factor activity, RNA polymerase II-specific. The transcript has a single exon. Gene Ontology annotation, biological process: regulation of transcription by RNA polymerase II.